Mesocricetus auratus (golden hamster) is the source of this 1995-nucleotide messenger RNA. RefSeq names its product serpin family B member 7 (gene Serpinb7). The coding region runs from base 134 to 1276 and encodes 380 amino acids. Gene Ontology annotation, molecular function: serine-type endopeptidase inhibitor activity. The transcript has 8 exons. NCBI's taxonomy places the organism in Eukaryota, Metazoa, Chordata, Mammalia, Rodentia, Cricetidae. The record is from RefSeq and is a predicted model, not a curated record. Gene Ontology annotation, biological process: negative regulation of endopeptidase activity.
UUCCCAGUGCCUUGGCAGAACUGUGCAGGCAGGGAGGAGCAGAGAUUCUUAGGAGGAAGGAAGCAGGAGGAGCUGGAGCCAAGCAGUGAAGGUCCCAGAGCUGCAGUGGGAGGAGGCAACACUUGGUUUCACAAUGGCCUCCCUUGCUGCAGCAAAUGCAGAAUUUGGUUUCGAUUUAUUCAGAGAGAUGGAUAGCAAUCAAGGAGAUGGAAAUGUAUUCUUCUCCUCGCUGAGCAUCUUCACUGCCCUGACCCUAAUCCGCCUGGGUGCUCGAGGUGACUGCGCACGUCAGAUUGACAAGGCACUUUACUUUAAUACUCCAUCAAGACAAGGAAGCUCCUUUAACAACCAGCCAGGACUGCAGCAUCAACUGAAAAACGUCCUCGCUGACAUAAAUUCAUCCCAUAAGGAUUAUGAACUCAGUAUUGCCAAUGGACUUUUUGCAGAAAAAGUGUUUGACUUUCAUAAGAAUUACAUUAACUGUGCUGAAAAGUUAUACAAUGCCAGAGUGGAAAGAGUUGACUUCACAAAUGAUAUAGAAGAAACCAGAUAUAAAAUUAAUAAAUGGAUUGAAAAUGAGACACACGGUAAAAUCAAGAAGGUGUUAGGUGGGAGCAGCCUCAGCUCAUCGGCUGUCAUGGUGAUGGUGAAUGCUGUUUACUUCAAAGGCAAAUGGAAAUCUGCCUUCACCAAGAGUGAGACUCUCAACUGUCGUUUCAGGUCUCCCACGUGUUCCGAUAAAGCAGUUGCUAUGAUGCAUCAAGAACGGAGGUUCAAUUUGUCUGCAAUUCAGGAUCCACCCAUGCAGGUUCUUGAGCUCCAGUAUCAUGGUGGCAUAAGCAUGUACAUCAUGCUGCCUGAGAAUGACAUAUCCCAAAUUGAAAGCAAGCUGAGCUUUCGGAAUCUAAUGGACUGGACCAAUAGGAGGAAAAUGAAAUCUCAGUAUGUGGAGGUAUUUCUCCCACAGUUCAAGAUAGAGAAGAAUUAUGAAAUGAGGCACCAUUUGCGAUCCCUAGGUUUGCAAGACAUCUUUGACGAGUCCAGAGCAGAUCUCUCUGGAAUGGCUUCUGGAGGUCGUCUCUAUGUAUCAAAGCUAAUGCAUAAGUCCUUCAUAGAGGUCACAGAGGAGGGCACUGAGGCCACUGCUGCCACAGAAAAUAACAUUGUUGAAAAGCAGCUUCCUGAAUCCACAGUGUUCAGAGCUGAUCACCCCUUUCUGUUUGUCAUCAGAAAGAAUGGUAUCAUCUUAUUUACUGGUAAAGUCUCUUGCCCUUGAAAAUCCAAUUGGUUUCCCAUACACUAAUAGGCAUCAAGAAGCAUCCUAAGUGAAUAGAAUUUUAAUUAAGAGUGCAUGGGUUUGUUUUAUUUUGUUUCAGCUUAUUGGUGCUUAGAAAGUAAUAUUGGUGACUUGACCCUUUUCAAAUACCUGGUUGAAAGUCUCAACCUCUGCUCUCAUCAUUUAUACUCCUGUUUACUUCCCUCUAUCUAAUUUCAUUGGCUUUCUAUCCACAAUCUCCACUACCGUUAUUUUCAAAGGCCCAUCUGGAAACAUGGGUUCUUCUCUACUAGCAAGGAGAAUGCAGAAGCUUCCUGGGGCGUCUUCUGUUUAAACUCUCCAGUAGUCAGAGUUAUCCCUGCUUCAUGACACACCAAUCUGAGAAGUAAGCCCAUUUGUUUCCUAGAAAUCAGUAUGAAGGAUAACUCAUCCUUGCUGACCAAAAAGACACUAGAAUUUGCUUUAGUACACUUGACUUCCCUGUCACUGUAUAAUCCAAAGGCUCAAAAAUGAAGUUCUUAAGGAACUGAAAUGUUUUGUCAAUAACCUUAAAUAUAUAGCCUUUGAUUUUGCUUGAUAUGACUUAAUAUGUACAUAGUUUUCAAAUAUUAAAUACUUUUUAAACAUUGACAGUUGUUAUGUAUGGCAUAUUAUUUCAUAUGCUUUCAAGUUUAUGAGUUUUCCCAUAUUUAUCAUAAUAAAGAUGUACAACACCUGCA